UUUCCUAUUUUAUUUUAUUGCCAAAUCAUCAUCAUCAUCAAGUUUUGGUGGAUCAUGAUUGAUGAAUAAAUAUUUCACAUUUUAAGACUAUAUAUGCGUGGAUUCAGGAAACUUGAAAGUGCAACCAAAAGUGUUUUGUUGGCCAAUCAUUGCUUUCAUUCAUUUCAUCAACAACAUCAAAAAAUUGCAAACAAAUUUACCGUACAUCAUAGAGAUGUGAUUAUAUACACAGCUCACCUAAACGGUGAUAAACACGAGACCAACAAACAACAUUGGAGACCAAAUCCCAGAUAAGCCCAUUAUUUGGGAGAAACAUUUUAUCAUUAUCGUUACCAAGUGCAACCAUUAAAAACUACAAUUCAGUAUUAUCAUUGGUUUUUUCAUUCUCAUUGAUAAUCUUAUUCGAUAAAUUCUGAAUGAAAAAUGCAAUCCAAUACCACCGUAGAACAGUCAUUGAAUGAUGAUCAUGAAACAAAUACCCGUUCUCAACAAUCGAUUAGAAAUGAAAAGCAAAUGUUCAUACAAAGGAAUUCAUCGACAUGUUCAUCUCCAUUGGAAUCACCGAAAAUUCCCAUCGAUUCUCAAUCACGAUCAUCAUCAUCAUUAUCGUAUUCGUAUACAUUAUUUCCAUCGACCAUUUCGGGCGUAUUACAUGCACAAAAUUCCGGUGCUCUGGAUUGGUCCUCGAAUGGUCUUAUAGCAUAUGGUUGCCAAAAUCUUGUGGUCAUUGUCGAUACACGGCCCACUUUAUCAUUUCGUCAAACUUUACAUCGACACAAACAUAUUGUUUGCCUGGUUAAAUGGUCACCAUUAACCAAUCAUCUUUGUCUGUGUUCAAUCGAUACGAUCGGUAUGAUUGUCGUAUGGGAUGUGAUUGAAUCUGCGCCGUUAACAGUCAUUUUAUCGACCACUGAAAAUCGUUCCAUUAGUUUUAUUCAUUGGAUUCAUUUGGAUAAAAAAUUAUCAACACCGAAUCGUAAUUCUGUGACCGGAAAAAUUAAUUGUUGGGAUUUGGUUGAUUUUGACAUGUCUAAACCCGAUAAUAAUGACCAAGAAGAUGAAAAAUCGGAUAAUUGCAAAAACAAUGAUAAUAUUGCUGGAUGUUUGGCUACAAAUCUCUACCUAUUAUCAUUCUAUCCUCAUAACAAUACUAUUAUUGUUUAUGAUGCUGAUCUUGGUGAACCAGUAUGUCGUUGGCAAAUCGAUUGUCUUGUAUCGCAUAUUCAUUUCAAUCCAUUUUUCUAUUUCAAUCGUUGCUGUAAUACAAGUAUGCAGAAUUUAUUGUUCGAAUUUCGAUCAACAAAUUCUGAUCGUAUCUAUCUUGGUCUGGCUCGAUUGGAUGAACAUCAUCUUAAAGAUAAUGAUCAAACGUCAAAAGAACCACAAAAAAUACAUCUACCCAUCACAAUGUAUGUAUUGAAGAAGAUCAACAACAAAUCCGGAUACUUUGAUCUGAUACAACGACUAGAUAAAAGUAAAUUGACCAAUGAUCUGAUCGCCAUCAAAGACCAUACACAAUCAUCAGCCGGUAUUCGUAAUAAUUCAAUCACACAAGGACUUACACCGCACACGAUUAAUAAUGAUUAUCAAUUAUUACAGAUUGAAUUCCAUAAAGCUGUGAGAAAUCAGAUUUUUCUCGUAUUUUCACGUGAUAUCUAUCUAAUCGAUUUGUCAAUGGAAAUGAUCAUCACAACGAUACCGAUCGAAAGAAAUUUUUCACGUUUAAACAAAAUUUUCUCUUGUGGUCUUCGAAAUGCAUUCUAUGCGUUACACGAAAAUGGCAACGUAUCAUUUCGAUUGUAUCAGAAAAAAAUUAUUCGUGACAAUCUUUCCAUCAAUCAUAAUAAUCAACAUCGAUCCGAUGAAUUAGGUAAUCAGGCAAAUUUCCUCAACAUUGGCUAUGUGAAUCUUUGUUAUUCCGAACCAAUAAGGUUGACUAAACAGAACAAAAUCUUUGGCUAUUCUUUAUCACCAUUUGAUGAGACGAAAGUAGCAUUCCUAUUGAGUACUGGACGUAUCAUUUUUAAAUCAUUAUUAUGUCAAAAAUCAUCAUUCGUUCAUAAUUUGUCAUUGCCAUCGUUGAAUGAUUUGAUCAAACCUCAAGAAUAUAAACUUGGUGCUUUUCUUAUCAAUGCUAAUGAACAUGAUGAUGAUGAUGAUGAUGAUAUCGGUCAUGAAGAUCAACGUAAACAAUCGGUUUCUGAUGCCAUUCUAUAUAAAAUUAUUGUUACAAAUUAUUUAAGUGGUCUAAAUUCAUUGCCCACCGUCAUAAGAAUGGCACCACCAUUAACCGUGCAAAAUCUAAAUGAACAUAAACCAUUAUUGGCCGUCGGUGAUAGUCUAGGAAUUCUACAGAUUUGGCUAUUGAACAAUAAUACGGCAACAUUACAUCGUGAAUUUUGUGCACAUUCAUAUGCUAUUGCUGGUGUGGAAUGGGCCAAUCUUACAUCUUUGAUUACUUUCUCAUAUCCAACGAUAACAUCGCCGGCACAUUCUUACACCAGACACCCAUUAAGUGCCUUACAAAAUCUAACAACUGGUUCGGGAAGUAGUUCUGGAAGAGUGACAAAUGAAUUGAUUCAUAUCGAUAUCGAAACCGGAAAGUUGAGUUCAUUUCGUACGAAUCAUAUGACUGAUUCAUCGCCAAUCGAAACGAUUCGUGUAUCACAUCUGAAACAAUAUCUUAUCAUUUUAUUCAAACAUGACGAUCCAUUUGAAAUUUGGGAUGUGCGAACCUUGACCAUAUUACGUACAAUGUCCAAAUCAAUUGGUCUAGUGACGGCUGUAGAAUGGAGUCCAUUGUACAAUCGAAAACAAAUGGCCAAAAACAGUGCUGCUACUUCUGAUCUUGGUAGUGAUUCCGAUACUGGAUCAAUAAGAUCAACAUCAUCAUUGAUUCAUCCAUUACCGGUUAAAGAAAAUUUCAUUGUCAUGUCACGUGAAUUAUAUCAUUUCUCUAUCGAAGGCAAUAUCGUACGAGAAUUGGCAAGGAUACCAUCUGAUGUUGAAAGCGGCAAUAUUACCGUUACAAGUAUCGCAUGGAAAAGUGACCAGGUAUUGUUUGGCGAUGCAUCCGGUACUCUUAAUCUUUGGGAUCUGAAACGGAAAAAUUCACGAACCGAAGCUACAUAUCGUACUUGUAUUAAAAAAGUUCGUUUCGGUCCUGGUCGCGGUAAUAUGAAGUGUCUGAUCCUUUAUGCUGAUUUUGGUGUUGAUAUCUGGGAUAUUGAAGAAUUUCGUCUAUGUUCACAGUUGAAAUUUCCCAGAGAUAUUAAUUUCAAAAUCAUCGAUUUCGAUUGGGUUAGCUGUGAUCUACCUGUAUUUGCUACGGCAGAAGGAUUUAUCGUCAUAUCUGACCAAAAACUAAAAACCUAUUCUUCACCAUUGAAUAGUUCACGUUUAUCCAAUUGGUCAUUCGCUAGGUUGGAUUUAUCGCAAUUUCGUUUUGAAGAUUUAAAUACAAAUUUUCUAGACUUUGGCCACCGUAAAGAAUUGAUACGAAAAUUUUUAUUUGAAAUCCCAUUUACAAAGCGAUCCAUUUCAACAGAUGAUGGUUAUGAAAAUCAUGAUGAUGAUCAAGAGCAACAUCGAUCCAAUAAUGAUGAUGAAUCACAAAUGAUUGUCGACAUUCGACAAUAUAUUGAUAAUCAAAUUUUAUUGGCAAAAUUAUUUUCCAAUCAAAAUGACUAUGAUUUUUGGCUAUUACUUGGCUCCAUAUUGCUUGAUGAAGAACUUGAUUCACGUAUGGAUCUAUUUCUUGAUAAUCAAAAUUUUCGUCAAUUAUUACAGGAAAAACUUAUGCUCUUGGAGCAUAAUCGGCGUACUUAUUUCCAUGCUAAUCAAGUAUAUCGGAUGAAUUUGAAUCUGAAAAAUUUUCAUCGUGCCGUACAGGUUCUAUUGGAAAGUGAACAUUUAUUCAAUCAAUCGAAUCGAAUUGACGAUUCAAUGGAUAAGCAAGCAUUCUAUGUGGAUGCAUUGAAAGCUUGUUUAAUUGCCGCUUUACAGCAGACAUCGAAUAAUGUUUCUUCCAAAUGUAAUCAAUCGAAAGAUAAUAAUCGAUUUGUAAGCGGUGAUGAUUAUUCAAUCGAAAAUUGUUCAUUAACCGAAAAUGAUGAUAGUAGUAAUCAUCAAACGCAUGAAGAGGAUAAUAGUAUUGAAAAUGAUGAUUCCAAUCAUUCGAUGAUGCUGAAUGAAACCAGAGUGGCACCGGUUGUGAAAUUAGUUUCCACUAGUCUCAUUGCUAAUGGUCAUAUUACCGAAGGUAUAGAAUUAUUGACAAUCAUAUCGAAAACAUCCGAUGCAUGUCGUUAUCUUCAAAGCUCAGAACAAUGGUUUGAUUCCAUUUGGUUGGCAAAGUCAAGUCUGGAUGGCAAUGAAUGUACGGAAAUUAUGCGUCGUUGGUGUGAUUAUUUGAUCUCAUCCAAACGAUAUUAUGAUCAACAGACAGCAUUGAAAAUCUAUCUAUCACGGCGACAAUUUAGUCGUGUCCUGCGUGCAUUAAAUCAAUUUGGUGAUUGUAAAUCAUUUCCAUUGGCUGUCAUCUGUAUUGGCGCACAAUUAAUCGAUAUGGAUGCAAAUAUGGAUUGUAUUGAGAAUAUAUUUCGAAAUUUCGCCAAUCAUUUUUUUGAUGAUGAAUCAUUAUUCGAAAAAAUCAAAGAUUCAAAUUGUCUAAACAUCGAUAUUGAUGAUUCGUUGAAAAAAUGUUGGGCACUGUUUUUUCCGGCAAAAACAUGAUUGAUUUUUUCUUCCAACACAUUCUCAUUGUUAUUUGUUUUGUUUUAUUUACUACUUUUUUGAUCAGAUAUUAUGAUAUGAAUGAAAAAAUGAUAUUUCAACCCCAAAUUUGAAAAUUUGUCUAUUUCAACUCUAGUGACGAAUAAUAAAAAAU
Messenger RNA from Dermatophagoides farinae (American house dust mite), 4888 nucleotides. Its product is annotated as WD repeat-containing protein 11. Gene Ontology annotation, molecular function: protein binding. Lineage: Eukaryota; Metazoa; Arthropoda; Arachnida; Sarcoptiformes; Pyroglyphidae. The record is from RefSeq and is a predicted model, not a curated record. Gene Ontology annotation, cellular component: cytoplasm.